AUUAUUUGUGUAGUUUAAUUUAGACAAGAUAAGAGGUCUUAAACUUUGUGAUCUAGAGCCAACUCUAGCCUACUUGUUGAAAACUUUAUAUUUAACAGCAGACUGUCUUUUGUUGUGUUACCACUGAUGUCAGAUUGCAACUGUUAUGGAAUCCACAGUUUGAUGUGUUGUCAAAGUCAGAAUAAUAAUUAACAGCUGAGGCACCUGUGUGAGCUUAAGUGAUGCACGCUACAGUUUUCUUGUCAUUGACAAGUUCACCAAAGCGAUUCAAAAAUUUUUCUUGUCCUCUACCCUUUGUUGUCCUUUUCAAAUAUUUAAUAGUGCAUUUUAAGAUAUCUUUCACCCUAAGGAAUAAAUGUUUUGUUCUCAUUUUCCUUUAGAGUGGUAAGGCUAAUAGAAAAGUGUCUGUUACCGCAGUACUUUUAAGUUAGAAGAACCGUAGACAUCUGUCAUUAGUGGUUUUCUGUCAUAAUCCCUCUAUGGUAUGGAGAUUUAAACAAAUAGAGUUGUGGGAGAAUCAGGAUCAUGCAGACCAAUCUACCCUGUCCUACCUGCCCUUCUCCAAACAAUUGAGCAGGUGCAUGUAGUCUUUCUGCCAAAACCGUAGCUGCCACUCAUGCCCAAUUAAAGUACAAUCCUGUUUUACAGUGAAAGGUGUUUGAACGUGCUCCUACCAAGCCCGACCAUAUGGAUCAAAUACAGCUGUGCGGUUGUAGUAUUUCAUCAAGCUUUCUGUGUCUUACUUUGUAGCUUGAAAGAUCAGCGAAGGCUGGUUGCUUUCUCGUGUGAGAGGUUUGAUUGAUGGAAGCCUUGUAUGUAGUAUUUUCAAUGCCUCAUGAUGAACCAGUCUUCAAAGAUCUAACAAACGGGACACAAAGAGCAUGAAUUAGCAGCUUUGUUUGCACGACUGUUGAGCGGAUUAUCUUAGCAUCAACCAUGAAAGGCGUCUUUUUCAAUUUGGACAUUAAAACACCUGAAACCGUGACUAGAUAAAUUUUUUUUGACAACUACUACUGUACCACGCUUUCUGUGACCCAUCAAUGGCACCUGUAGUCGUGUGUACACAAACAUAGUCAUGUUUGCACAUCAUACCAUAUGAUGACAGGAUAUUGAUAGCGCAUUAUCAUCAGCAGUUCAAAUACACGCAUAUUAAAAGCAGAACAAACAUGUCCGUCAAGGUAAUCUCGUCUUCCCUCGAUGCUUUGAAUGAGACAGAAGGUUUCAGUUAUUGCCAACUCAGUCCCAGAGCAAUAAAGUGAUUCAUCGUCUAGAUUACGUUUUAACAGGAAGUUGAUUGAGAGCAUAAUCCAUAUUGAUUCUCUUGAUGGAAACAGGAAAUAGCAGAGUUAGAAAUAAAAUCAUUUGUUGUUCCUAGUGAGAAGCGACCCCAGAGGAAAAUGGAAAGCAAUUGCAAGCUGAUGAGUGGCACUGCCCCCUAGCACCACUUCUUCUAGCCCCACCGCCCUUUUCCUCUCAAGCCCCUUAGAGACCAGAGAGAGACGUCAUCAGGGUUGUUGUGCUCUUGGCCUCCAUCUCCUGCCGCACAACUACACACCGGUGCGCUAGUCUAAUUAGGAGGGAAAGAUACAAUUUAGCCGGCGUAGUCAGCUUUCAGAAAUUCAAGAAUAACUUACUUCAGUGCUUUUAUGUGAAACUCCAAGCCAUGUAGGUCUGUGGAAUAUUUAAGGUUAUGUGUUACUGGCAGGAUUUGGAUGAGAGAUGGCAUAUACUCCACCUGCUGUCAGGUAGGGCAACAGAAGGGAUUUGGGUGUCAGCAUGACUGAUGCUGGUAUUUCAUUCAGAAGCCUCUGCAAUAUAUAUAAAUACUUCUCUCAUUAGGGAGACGACAGAUGUUUCCUAAUUGGGAUCAUGGUGAAACUGGGGCGGUUACUGGGUUGUGCUUCUCUGUAUGUGCGUAAACCCCACAUUAAGGUUGUCUUGAGAGUAGGAACGUUGACAAUAAUCCAUCCGUCCUCGCAGGCACGCCACAUCUGGAGGAAUGAAAUAAGACAGAAUCAUUGAAUAAUCCUCAGGCAGGCACUUUAAAUUCCUCGCUAUAUUCAGCAGAGGUAAUUGCUGACAAUGUAAGAAGCUUUUUCCAUUACGGGGGAAAGCUGACAGACUGAAGUAUCUUUUCAUGCCUGCAGAAGCAGCUUGUACACACAUUUUGCGCCCUGCCUGAUUUGAUUAAGAUUGAUCUGUCCUCCACAGCUGUAUCCUCGGCUCCGGGUUUUUCCAUGCUUGUUUUUGACCAUUUGAGAGCAGAGAUUAAAGAUGCUCCCACCUCAUCUCCCGUACCGAACACACACACAUACACACAAAACCCUCGUGGACUGCCGACGUCACUGAGCGAGGGGACUUUGAGCUCAUUAAGCAGAGGGCUGUGAUAUUCUCAAUCGAGACUGUGGGACUCCCAACCGGCCUAUUUAUAGAGCGCACAUCUCCAUGGCAGUCAUCACUGCGCUAGCAAAUCGCAGUCAUGGCCCCAGACACCAAUUAAGAAUGAAACAAAUGCCUUUUAGACAGGGCGUGUCCCUCCUUCACUCCUGCCGGCCCACACUGCCUUCUGCUCUGGGAGCGGAUCCUCCCCCUGUCUCUUCCUGAGGAUGCGUGGGGCAUCGGGAGGACAGCACGCAGAGAACUGGCGAAGCCUUGCUGCGGUGCUGGAUAUUUUUAAAUGCACCUCCUCUCCAUCCCCCUUACCCCACCCCUACCUCUCCCCCUCUCCUUCGCCUUAGAAAAGUGAGAGUAAUGGGUAUCUUUUUUUUUUGUUAUGUGUGCAUGAUCCCCUGUCUGUUCGUAUGCACUGGGAUGCUGUUGGAUGCAAUGAAUCGCAGUGACUCAUAGAGGGACUUCAGAGAGUUCCAACAGGUUAGAAGAGUGAUGACCAUCCUGUUCGUUACUAUGGUUAUUUCAUACUUCAGUUGCAUGAGAGCUGCGCCCAUGAGAGAGAUCCCGGGCGUGCAGGGGGGCCACCGGGCCGAGGGCUACCUGGGCGCCGCUGCCGCUGCUGCCGCUGCCGUCACAUCGGGCAGCCGAGGCCACGGGACUCCACAGAGUGGGGGCGGGCUGCCCUCGCUCACGGACACUUUCGAGCAGGUCAUUGAGGAGUUGCUUGAGGUGGAAGGGGAAGCGACGCAGCAACUGGGGCCUGGGGCCGACCAGGGCCAAGGAGGGGGCGGCCCUAUAGAUGCGGCAGACUCGAAGGACGUUGACCUGUAUGCCUCGCGGGUGAUGAUCAGCAACCAAGUGCCUUUGGAGCCGCCGUUACUCUUUCUCUUGGAGGAAUACAAAAACUACCUGGAUGCCGCCAACAUGUCGAUGCGUGUGCGGCGACACUCGGACCCCGCACGGCGGGGGGAGCUCAGCGUUUGUGACAGUAUUAGCCAGUGGGUGACAGCUGUGGACAAAAAGACGGCAAUAGACAUGUCGGGCCAGACGGUCACCGUUCUGGAGAAGGUCCCCGUGACUAAUGGUCAGCUGAAGCAAUACUUUUACGAGACCAAAUGCAACCCCUUGGGGUACACAAAGGAGGGCUGCCGAGGAAUAGACAAGCGGCACUAUAACUCGCAAUGCCGGACAACCCAGUCUUACGUGCGAGCCCUUACCAUGGAUAGCAAAAGGAAGAUCGGCUGGCGGUUUAUACGGAUAGACACUUCGUGUGUAUGCACAUUGACCAUUAAGAGGGGCAGAUAGUGUACACAAUGUAUAGAUUUUAUUGAGAGUUCUAAAAAAAGAGAGAGAGAAAGAGAAAAUAUCUAUUUGUAUAUACAUAACAGGGUAAAUUAUUCAGUCAGAUAAAAAUUUUAUGGACUGCAUGUAAAAAAGAAAAAGUUUAUACAGUAAGUGAUACUACAGUCUAUUUAUUGAACAUAUUCAUGACCUUGUAAACAAUUAAAAAAAGAUCUGAUCAGUCAUUUGCGCCCAGUUCAAAUUACUAUAUCACAUUCCUCAAGACAUUGUGUUUUUUACGUUGCCAAGAUUUUGAGAGAUGAGGAGAGGAGGGGGUGAGGAAGAAUUACAUUCAAGAAAGAAAAAAAAAGAAAAAAAAAAGAAAAAACUUGCAUGCUGCUUCAAUUGUGAAUUGAAAAACUGUCCACUUUGGGAAAACAAGGAAUCGGUUUCCGACCAAAACAUUCCGUUUACAUUCUCAACCGUAACAGGAUUUCCUCCUCUCAGUACUCUGUCUGUUUACUAUCCUCAACUUCUCAAGGUAAUGUUGGAAAUACAUACUAUGUCAAGGUGCUGUUGUCAAAGCUUUGCUGUUUAUUUUUUUAUCCCCACAAGAUGAAAAAAAAUAUAUAAAAUAUAUAUAUAUAUAAAAUUUAUUCAUUGACAUGUGUUCUGGAUUAAUAUAAUUCAUUUUGUAUGUUGUGAAGUUGUUUGCAAUAUUAAAUUGAAAUAUUUGAAGAAAUAAAAUUACUAUAGGCAACUGAAAAACAAAA
Danio rerio (zebrafish) is the source of this 4445-nucleotide messenger RNA. The record is from RefSeq and is a predicted model, not a curated record. NCBI's taxonomy places the organism in Eukaryota, Metazoa, Chordata, Actinopteri, Cypriniformes, Danionidae.